ACGGCAGGGGACUGAGCGGCGAGAUUCCCGUUAGCGGACGGCACUCACCAUGAAUUAAAGACCACUUUAAUGCCAGUUUGGUCUGAUUCCUCAGUCUGGUGAGAAAGCGGACGACAUCCCUCCCUGGGGGGAGCGGUGAUCUGCCAUGAUGGAAGGUCCACGUGUUGCAGACUAUUUUGUGGUGGCAGGCAUGACUAAUGCUUCAAAGCCACUCGAAGAGGAAAUACAGUUUAAUGACAGCUGCCACAAAAUAGCUAAGCCAAAAGCACCAAUCACUGAUGUGGCUAUUAUUGUGAAAUCAUUGGGCGAAGAAGUUCCCCAGGGGUAUACAUGUGUGGAAACCACUCAAACUGGAUUAUCGGCUGAUCUCAAUAAUGGAAGCUUAAUGGGGCCUCAAAUUUUGCUUUGCUAUAAAAGGGGUCGAGAUAAACCACCUCUGACUGACUUGGGAGUUUUAUAUGAAUGGAAAGAGAGACUAAAGCAUGGAUGUCAGAUCAUUCAAACUACGCCUUAUGGCCGACCUGCUAAUAUCAGUGGUGGGACUUCAUCUCAGCGAAUCUAUAUAACGUACCGUCGUGCGUCAGAAAAUAUGGCCCAGAAUUCCUUAGCCGUCACUGAUAUUUGUAUUAUUAUCCCAAGUAAAGGGGAGACUCCACCACACACUUUCUGCAGAGUGGAUAAAAACCUAAACAGCAGUAUGUGGGGGUCAGCAGUAUAUUUGUGUUACAAAAAGUCCUUGGCCAAGACAAACAGUAUAGCAUACAAAGCUGGUUUAAUAUGUAGAUAUCCAGAGGAAGAUUAUGAAUCCUUUCCACUGCCUGCAUCAGUACCUCUCUUUUGCUUGCCAAUGGGAACAACCAUUGAAUGUUGGCCUUGUAAUACCAAAUAUCCGCUUCCUGUCUUCUCCACAUUUGUGCUUACGGCAGCUUCUGCAGCAAAGGUUUAUGGUGCAGCUAUUCAGUUCUAUGAGCCUCUUCCUCAAGAGAAUCUAACAGACCAGCAACGAUCCCAAUUAGGGCUGGUCAGUGCUGCCGACCGAAAACCCAUCCUCUCAAAAGCAGCUUAUACCAGCAAAUGCAUCUGCCUUCUGUCGCAUUGGCCGUUCUUCGAAGCUUUUAGAAAAUUUCUCACGUUUUUGUACCGUUAUUCAAUCUCUGGGCCUCAUGCACUACCCAUUGAGAAGCACAUCAGUCAUUUCAUGCAUAAUGUUCCAUUCCCUUCUCCUCAAAGGCCAAGGAUUCUUGUGCAGCAAUCACCACAUGACUAUCUGAUGCUUUGCCAACCUGUAUCAUCGCCAUUACCUUUGAGUGGUGGCAGUUUCACUACUUUGUUGCAGAACCUGGGCCCAGAGAAAGCAAUAAGUCUGCUGUUGUACGCAGUAACUGAGCACAAGAUUCUUAUUCACUCUCUCCGCCCUGCUGUGUUGACUAGUGUGGCUGAAGCACUCGUUUCUAUGAUAUUUCCAUUCCAUUGGCCAUGUCCAUACAUUCCUCUCUGCCCAUUGGCUUUGGCAGAUGUUCUUAGUGCCCCUUGCCCUUUCAUCGUAGGAGUUGACUCUCGCUACUUUGACCUGUAUGAUCCGCCAAGUGAUGUAAGCUGUGUGGACCUGGACACUAACACCAUCUUUCAAACGGAUGAUAGAAAAAACCUGACGUGGAAACUGCUUCCUAAGAAAGCUUGUAAAAAUCUGAUCAACUCUUUGAGCAGCAUUUAUGAGCAGUUAGCAGAGAUGCAUCAAAGACCCAGAGAAGAAGCUUUAAUGGAGUUAUCAAUGAAUGAUCAUGAUUUCAACUUUGGUAAGAGGAUGCAAGUACUGGAGAUAGAAAUACAAGAAGCUUUCCUCCGAUUCAUGGCUUCAGUACUGAAGGGUUACAGAACUUAUCUUCGACCCAUCACAGAGGCUCCCUCUGAAAAAGCCACAGAUGCAAGCUCACUGUUUGACCUUCAAGGUUUCCUGAAGAGUCGGGACCGUCCUCACCAGAAGUUUUACUCAUUAAUGACUAAAACACAGAUGUUUAUUCGAUUCAUUGAGGAAUGUUCCUUUGUGAGUGACAAGGAUGCAAGUCUGGCUUUCUUUGAUGAUUGUGUGGACAAAUUAGACGCAGAACGCCCCGAUGAUUUGCAUCUCAUAGAAUUGGAUGAUUCUCACCGAAGUGAACAUACGGUUUUCAUAACACCUCCUGAUCUUCCAAGCUUGCCUAAUGGAGAAGAUCAUCCCCUUCAAUAUAGUUACUCUAGCUUCCCUGUGCUAAUACCAGAGCUCUUUGACAGACCGGUGGGUUUAUUAAAAACUCCAGCAAGCAGGUUAACGUCAAAAAAUAGUUGUCCCAACAGUCCUGCACCCAUGGGCAGAAGAACUAAGCAGGAAAUAAAAUCAGCUCAAAAAAUUGCAAAGCGUUAUUCAUCAAUUCCUCAGAUGUGGUCGAAAUGUCUCUUGCGCCAUUGCUAUGGCCUCUGGUUUAUCUGCCUCCCUGCUUAUGUGAAAGUUUGCCAUUCAAAGGUUAGGGCUCUUCGGACUGCUUAUGACGUAUUGAGGAAGAUGCAAGUCAAGAAGUUGGAACCACCUGAUGAGGUCUGUUACCGUGUUCUGAUGCAGUUAUGUGGGCAGUAUGGGCAGCCAGUGCUAGCUGUGAGAGUUCUGUUUGAGAUGAAGAAAGCUGGGGUUCACCCCAAUGCUAUAACAUAUGGUUACUACAAUAAGGCUGUUUUAGAGAGUACGUGGCCAUCAAGCAACAGAGGCGGCUAUUUUCUGUGGAUGAAGAUAAGGAAUGUUGUGCUCGCAACAGCUCAGUUCCGCAGAGCUUUGAAAAGGGCCCCAGCAAACCCGCCACAAACUCCAGUGCUCUCAGAUGGCAGUGACUUGGAUGCUGUUAGCCACGGCAGCAUGGAUAGCUCUAAUGACACUAGCACUGCGGAACAACCCCAAUUCAACUCCGAGCUAAUGAAAGUAGAUUCCACUGAUGAUAGAUCUAGUACAGGUGGGCAGUCAGAUCUUGGAUAUAACUCCUUAUCAAAAGAAGAGGUUAGACGAGGAGACAUGUCUUCAGCGCAUGGAUCUGAGCAGUCUGCAAUGGGGCAACCAAAGGAUAAGGAUGGGAAAAAAGAGAGUGACUCCAGUUCAUUGUCUGAGAAUGAAAGUGCAAAGGGCAGUGGAGAUUGCCUAUCCCAGUUGGAUUUUCAAGGAAGCAGAAAUGACUUAACAUCUGUGACCAGCAUCGUAAAGAUGAACUGCAGCUUUGAAGCCACCAGUCCAAACAAGACCAAUGUGGAAAACAGUGAAAACAUGGCAGGUUUGCUGUUUACUGCAUCCUUCGACAAUGGUGCAUAUCCUGAUCCUAGACUAGGUCAUGGCAGCAGUUUGCGCAAGAGACACAAGAGUGCUGUUGAACCUGGCUUGAAGGAACAAAUGGUGUGGGGAGGCAGAAACCGCAAUCUUAGUGGUGAUACUUUUGCAGGACUUAUGAUGCACAGAAGAAGUAUGGACAGUGACCCCAGGGGAAUUGCGGAAAAAUUGGGUGCUGAUGCUAAAAUACUUUCGACGGCUUUACAAAUGGCCUUAAGACCAAACACACUCGAGAUCUGCAAACCCAGACAUUUGCAAAAACCGGUCACUCUGAAUCCAGAAAAGGAGCUGAGUGACGAAGAUACACCAUAUGAUCUGGAUGAAAGGUUGGCCAAUGUAGAGGAAGAUAAAACAGAUUCUCCUGCCAUUUUUGACUUGGAAGAUCUAGACAGCGAACCUGAUGCUGAAAAGUCUGGUGGACAAUCUAACCAAAAACUGAGGCAAGGGCUGCAGUCUAAGCAAUUGCAUAGAAGUAUGAGUGCAGGUGCAGCGAUCAAACCAGCAGAAAGAAAAGGAGUUCAAAGAGGCUAUGACCCACUUUCUCUUCUGCUGGCAGAAACCCGUCAAGAGAAAGAAGAGGAGGAAGAGGAUGAAGACUACAAUAAAUGUCCCUCUACUAUUUCAGCUCGCCGAAACCUGGCUGAAGAAAUAGAAAUGUACAUGGACUCCAUGAGUAGUCCUUUAACUAGUCGAACACCUAGCAUGGAUUUCUCAAAAACAGAUGACGAAAACAAAACAUCAUCUCAUAUCAAAGGCUUACCUGCAGUUAAGGGAUCCAGGAGGUCUAGCCUUCCAGCAGGCUCACCCAAAGUAAAAGGACUUUGUCGAUCCAGAACAUUUCAACCACAUGGAAAAGGCGAGUUUGCUGUCAAGCAAAGAGACAGACUCUGGUCCUCACCGUCAUACUCUGCAAGUAGCAAAAGGAGAGUGGAAGUUCGAGAGACAAGUGGAGAUUUGACUCUUAUGUCUCCACCUCCUUCUAAACUGGAUUCAUUGCUACCACCCACCUUUGAUGUGCUGAAACACAGCGUGUUCUCUGCUGGAAAGGGAGUGGCAGAAAAGGCAAGCAAAUGGUACACCAAAUUCACAACAUAUGCUGUACCCAUCAAAGGGAAUGACAAGGGGCAUUAUUCAGAGAGAAAUAGUAUCUCAUCAACUGGAGUAGUGGAUCCUGAUGCUGUAUCUUUAGAUGAGGAGAUAUAUGAUGACUCAGACAGAGUAGCUGCAUCUCCAGCCUGUAGUACGCCUGCAGACGAGACCAAAGGAUGGCAGCAGGCUAGUAUGGAGAGCUCUGGAAACCAUGAAGGGACACCUAGGCAGCCAUUACAAGUCGGCAGUGCUCAAUCAACAAAUUCCAACUUUCCUUUACCAGACAAAUCUGAUGUAGGAUCUUCUCAAUAUCCAAGCAGCACCAGUAUCUUCCAGAAUUAUGCCAUAGAGAUUCUCAUCUCCAGCUGUUCACGUUGUCGAACUUGUGACUCACUAGUGUAUGACGAGGAAAUUAUGGCUGGCUGGACCGCAGAUGACUCCAACCUCAACACAACAUGUCCUUUCUGUGGCAACUUGUUUCUUCCUUUCCUUGGCAUUGAAAUUCGAGAUCUGCGAGGUCCUGGCAGGUACUUUCUGAAAUCGAGUCCAUCUACAGAAAGUAUGCAGAGUUUGCAAUCUGGACGAUCCUAUCCAGGGACGAAGGACAUGAUGUUCUCCCCACCUCUUCUGGGUGUGAUCGAUGUCAACAAGCCUCAAUCACCAAGAAUUACAGUGCAAGGAGUUUCGGUCACACAAGGAAAUGACCGACCUGUGCCAGCAAGAUGUAUUCCGAUCCCUUCAGGGAGACAGCAUGGGUUCAAUGAGUCCCUGCUGUUAGGGCAGACUGUUGCAAGAAGCAUUAGCGGAUGCAGUUCUAUAGCUGAGGAGCCUAACGCUCGGCGCCAUAUCCACACUGUUCCAACAGGCAGCCUACCAACAAAUCUGAAUGAAUCAACGGAUCGAUUGGGCUUCGAAUGGCAAUUACCAAAUCCUGACCCUAUAACUGUUCCUUACUUGAGCCCCUUGGUGUUGUGGAAAGAGCUAGAAAGUUUACUUGAAAAUGAAGGUGAUCAAGUAAUAUCCAUGGCAACAUUUGUGGAUCACCAUCCAAUUGUAUUUUGGAAUUUGGUGUGGUAUUUUCGGCGUAUUGAUCUACCCACCAACCUGCCAGGACUUGUACUCACUUCAGAACACUGUAAUAAAAGCAUGACGAUUCCUCGUAGCUGGAUGUCAGAGGACAGUAAACAUGUUCUAAUUCAGAUGCUGUGGGACAAUCUAAAAUUGCACCAAGAUCCCAGUCAGCCUUUCUACAUCCUCUGGAAUGCUAAGAGUCUUAAUUAUACACUUUUAUUUGAGACUAAAAAACAUCCCCUUGUUCAAACACUGCGAGGUGGAGGCUGUUUUUUUAACAAGGAUUUUCUGGACAGCAUUGUGAAGAGUAUUCAGAUAAAUGACAUUUAUAAGCCAAUAAGUAAGAUUCUUGAGGUGCUGAGCAUGCAGCCACACUUUAAACGGCAACGGAGUUUAUACAGAGAGAUUCUGUUCCUGUCCCUUGUGGCACUUGGAAAAGACAACAUUGACAUAGAUGCAUUUGACCGUGAAUACAAGAGAGCAUAUGAUCAGCUAACUCCCAGCCAGGUGAAGCUGACCCAUAAUUGUGACCGGCCUCCCAGCUCUGGGGUUAUGGAAUGUCGCAGGAUCUUUGGUGAACCCUACCUCUAAGAAUUCUGAUUGACAUUGCUAUCACUGGUCUGACAUCAGUGAUAUGUAACUAUCACAUUGUGCAAUGGAAUUUCAAUACCUAAUCUCCCCAAAUAUGCCACUGUUAAGUUAUGAUAAUCUUUUGGUGGUUAAAUGAUACAAAUGUACAGAAAAUGAAUUCAAAUGGAAAGCUAUGUAAAUAUAAUUAAUAUAGUAUUUUAAAUAGUUUUGUAUUAUAGUGCUAUUGGAUCAGGUUAACAAGAAGGAUUGCAUAAACAAGAGGGCUCAACUCUUCAGAGUAUGCUGCUAAUAUGUACAUAAUGGACCUGGCUACCAUUGCAUCUCAUCAAGUCUGUUACUUGUAUGUUCCUUUUUAGAAGUACUUUGUCUAAAUUGUAUAAAUGUUCAUAGAGGAGAAAUGUGUAGCAGAGACACUUUAUGUAAAAGUGACAUGUUUUUCCACAUAAGUUGUAAUUUCAGUAUUUGUAUAUUUAAAUAAGGAAAUCUUUUAAUGCUAUUUACUUUAUAAUUAUAUAUACUUAUAUGAUGCAGCUUCAAAAUAUGCUUGAUACAUACAUAAUGUGGUCCAGUGUGCUUCUUUUAGAAUUUGCUUUGCAAUUUUUGUCAUGCUUUACAUUCUGAGAGAAAUGAUAAAUUACUUGCCGCCUUCUGAAUUCCUGUUCUGAAAGGAUGAGACAAUCCAGUGAAAAGUGAAGCAGCCAGAGAGGCGGACUGUCCUUUUAAAAAUAUAUUUGAGUGCUUACUGAAAAGAAGUUAAUUAAGGUCAAAGAUAAUGUGUGUGUAAACUCAGUUUUUUAAUGUUUAAAGUUGAGUUUCCUAUGGGAAAAUAAAAUUGUAUUUAUUAGCUUAUUAAAUAACAGUUUUUAAAUAAUCA
Molecule: messenger RNA, 6968 nt
Organism: Hemiscyllium ocellatum (epaulette shark)
Lineage: Eukaryota; Metazoa; Chordata; Chondrichthyes; Orectolobiformes; Hemiscylliidae
Gene: dennd4a
Product: DENN/MADD domain containing 4A
Exons: 33
Coding region: 146-6094 (1982 amino acids)
Biological process (GO): regulation of Rab protein signal transduction
Cellular component (GO): ESCRT I complex; cytoplasmic vesicle
Molecular function (GO): protein binding
Source: RefSeq, a predicted model, not a curated record